AUGGACGGUGCAGAGCCGCCGCAGCAGCCCCAGGACGAAGGGGAUAUCGGGUUCCCGGGCUUCUCACCUCCGGGCGUUGACGCCAGGUCCUCGCCAACGUCGAGCCUCGACGCCGUGACACCUGAGGCGCUUCGCAGCAGCUCCGCCGAGCUGCACCCGACGCCCUCACUUCGCCGCUGGCUGUCAGGCGCGUCCGAUUCUUUCAGGCGCCGCGGUGAGGCCGCGGCAGCGCAGCAGCAGCAGCAGCAGGAUCACGACGAGCCUGGCAACCCCCGCUCGCAGCACGAGGAGGUGCCAGGCGCAGGGAGCCUCUUCCUGGUCAACCCGACCAAUCCCCGGGAUGCUGCCCCAGCGGCAGUCAACCUGUUCGCCGCUGGCGCCGCCCCUGCGGCCCCCUUGGAGCAUCUGUACCAGCAGCCUGCCGAGCAGCAGCCGCAGCAGCAGUACGACCAGCCCUCGCUGCAGUACGACCCUCCUCCCCGGCAGCCCGCCUCCCUGCAGCAGCCAGCGCCGCCGCCGCGCCAGCAGCCGCCGCUUGGCCCCAAGCAGCUCGCGGCGCGGGAGGCGCAGCAGCCUGACGCGGCUGCGCCAGUCGGCGAGCCCAGCAAAACAACCCAUGAAACUCCGAAACGAGGAAAGAGGGAGAAGCGGCGCAAGCCUGAAAGCGAAGACGGGGAUGCGGACGGUCCUGAGGAGGCGCAGAGGCCGAGGCAGGCUUCAGGAGGCGGCGGCGGCGGCAGCACCGUGUACGCGCUGGUGGUUCUCGCGGGCGUUGCGGCCGCCGCAGCGGGCUUUGCCCUUUGGUGGCGGAAGCGCGGCGCCGGCCAGGAGGGCGCCCAGACGGGCAGCUCGGCGCAGAAGCCUGGAGCCAAGGGGCUCGACGCUGAGCUGGAUGCCUUCGACGCGGAGAUGGCGGCCAUGGACGCAGAGAUGGCGGCAAUGGAAGUUGAGGACGUCCCCCCGCCGCCGCCCCGCCGCCCGGCGGCCCCCGCCAAGCCUGCGGUGGCGCAAGGCGGCCCCAAGGCGCCCCAGGCAGCGGCGGCAGCGGCGCGGCCGCAGGUGGCGGUGCCAGUAGAUGACAUCGACGUGCGUGAUCUGGGUGACGACGACGUGGACUUGGAUGAGGCCGCCCUGGCUGAGGUGGAGGCUGAGCUGGCGGCACUGGAGGAGGAGGAGGGGGACGACGCGCCGGUGGCGGGCGCGGCGUGA
Messenger RNA from Monoraphidium neglectum, 1209 nucleotides. RefSeq lists its product as hypothetical. Lineage: Eukaryota; Viridiplantae; Chlorophyta; Chlorophyceae; Sphaeropleales; Selenastraceae. The record is from RefSeq and is a predicted model, not a curated record. The transcript is spliced from 3 exons. Bases 1 to 1209 code for a protein of 402 amino acids.